This is a messenger RNA of Mollisia scopiformis, 882 nucleotides long. RefSeq lists its product as uncharacterized. The transcript has a single exon. NCBI's taxonomy places the organism in Eukaryota, Fungi, Ascomycota, Leotiomycetes, Helotiales, Mollisiaceae. Bases 1 to 882 code for a protein of 293 amino acids. The record is from RefSeq and is a predicted model, not a curated record.
AUGCUUGACAAUCCGGCACCACCCUCAACUGUUGCCUGUUUUCGCGCUUUUAUUAGCAUUAUAAGUCAGUCGAACGAAUUAACCAGCUGUUUUAAUCCAUGGGUCAUUACACCUACUGUGCCUUAUGACGAACUUGAAACCUCGCUCAAUGUCAAUCCUGUCAUCACCACAGUGGCAUAUGCUAUUCUUGAGCCGCUGAUCACCAAGGGACUUCUACAUUUGGCAGUACCGCCAUGGACUCUCUUGCUAGGAUUCUCGCCAUUCCACAUCAUGUGGUCGUUGAAUAUGAUGAUCAUUUAUACGGGAUUGUAUCGUACAGCACAAUCAUCAAUGCGUACGUCUUUGGGAUAUGAGAAGCCUCCUUCAGUUGAGAGAGGGCGGUCGAAUGAAAGAGAUUUUUACCAGCUCUACGCUGCCGGGACGUUCGUACUUCCAGUGAUCUCAUCAGCAACCAUCAAUGCAACACUGUUGCUGUUCUCCCAGAGCCUCUAUGAAGAAUCUCUGAUUAAACAACCACGAAUGUUACUUCUGGCUUUCGGCGCUAUUCUCACCUAUCUUGGUUGCCGCUUUGGCGACUAUGUGAUAUGCAAAGAAACUCGCCGAGGACGAUCCUUAAGCCAGGCCAUAUUUUACCAACUUAUGUUGUCUGCUAUCAGAGGUUAUGUGAGGAUUCUCGUGGGUUUUCCACCUUUCAUGGCUUUUCAGAUACCAGAUACAAUAGAGAUCGAGCAAAGAUUUGGGUCAGAGCGAUAUCAAUGGAUCAAGGAAAUCAGCCAGCGUUACCCGUUUAAAUACUCGUGGGUCCUGGCUCUAGUUUCUGUUCCUUUGGGAUUGCUUGGCCAAUAUCUUAUGCGUACUGGAAUGGAAGAGAGAGCAACGUGA